AUGACCACUACAUCUGUCACCGUUAAACUUGCCACAGUCCUAGGGAUUGUCCUAGCUGUUAUCGUCAGCAGUGCGGUUUUUGCCUACAUUUGGAUUCGUAACCGGCUAUCACAGCAACGGACCAGAUGGCCCCAGCGACUUUUGGACAGUGGAGAUGAUUCUGAUGACAACAUGUACAUUCCUUGGGGACACAGCGAGCGACGACUGUCAUGUCGAUCGAAACUGUAUGGAUCCAUUCCAAUCAGGCUCGAUAUCUCGCAAGACCAAGUUCGUGAACCUCCUCGAACAGUGAAGAGACCUUCUAGCGAUGAGUCUUUGGGAGAGAGGGGUUGCACUAAUGAUGAUCUGGACUCUGAUCGUCUACGAGAUCAAACCGACCUUCUUCCCUUCACUGUCUUGCAUGAAAAGACAUGGCUUGGGGAAGUAACGUUUGAGGAGGGUACCGAUAUACCGGGUUAUACAUUACCUAAAGAAAUACAAGCGCCCAUUGAAUUCAUCAAGCAGAUCGCCGAGGUGGUUAAGUACCAUCAGUCGAUCGCGGUGGGAAAAAUUACAUCGCAAUCUUGUUGCAAUGGAAAGAAAACGGUGAUCCGGCAGGGCCAGAUACGCCGUGAUGAGUGGAGGACGACACAUGUACAAAGUAACAAGGGGAAUAGUUGUAAGAUCCGAGUGGCAGAGGGAACAAAACAAAGGACCUUGAGUAAAUAA
This is a messenger RNA of Cantharellus anzutake, 708 nucleotides long. RefSeq lists its product as uncharacterized. The record is from RefSeq and is a predicted model, not a curated record. The transcript is spliced from 4 exons. Lineage: Eukaryota; Fungi; Basidiomycota; Agaricomycetes; Cantharellales; Hydnaceae. The coding region runs from base 1 to 708 and encodes 235 amino acids.